CAGGAGAAGCAAACGGAACGCACUGCAGGUUCGCAUAGGCGCUGGGAGGCAUCACCGCCCCUCCCUACCAAGCUAAAAAAGCAAGCCUUGCUUGACUUGGCCUGUGCGGUUUGGAGCCCAUGCACCUCCUAUCUUUGCUCCGGAGCUCAUGCCCUGCCCUUUAAAGCAUCCAUCUCGUUCUCUGGGUGUCAGAAUUUGCUUCUUCUCCCAAGUGCGCGAACCAGCUCUAAAUUCGCGUUAGUUUGCUCUUCGCCAGCCGGGCGCCGGCCGGGGACGCGCCAAAAUUGAGAAGCAGCUCGGCAGAUAGAUACGCUUCGUUGCAGGCUUUGCCCAGGCCGCCGGCGUCUCGGCCCGUACAGCUCGCCAUGUCUUUCACCGGCACGCAGGACAAGUGCAAAACCUGCGACAAGACCGUCCAUUUCAUCGACCUCCUCACCGCCGACGGCGUCUCGUACCACAAGAUCUGCUUCAAGUGCAGCCACUGCAAGGGCAACCUCUCGAUUAGCAACUACUCGUCCAUGGAUGGUGUCCUGUACUGCAAGACCCACUUCGAGCAGCUCUUCAAGGAGACAGGGACCUUCUCGAAGAAAUUUCAAGGUGGCGCAUCGAACAAAAAUGACCAGGCAAAAGCUCCGAGCAAGCUAUCAUCUGCAUUUUGUGGAACUCAAGAUAAAUGCACAGCCUGCCAAAAAACUGUGUACCCAUUAGAGAAGCUAACGUUAGAAGGCGAGUCGUACCAUAAGAGCUGCUUCAAGUGCUCGCAUGGGGGCUGCAUCCUGACGACGUCCUCCUACGCCGCGUUGAACGGGAUCCUCUACUGCAAGAUCCAUUUCUCGCAGCUGUUCAAGGAGAAGGGCAGCUACAACCACCUCAUCCAGACGGCGCAGACGAAGAAGAGCGAGUCCGUGGAGGCUGCGCCGGAGCCACCGGUGGAUGUGGGGGCAUCAGAGCAGGAAGUGCCCCCGCAAGUGGCGUAGAAGAACGAAGAUAAUAGCAGCAAAGCAAAGAAACUAGAACCAUAUCUAUAUAUACGACAUCUGCAAUUUUCAGUUAGUAGUUUGCAAAAAUACAUUCUUCCCCUCCUUUUGUUCCGCCUCUGAAAGCUUGCUUUUUCUCAGUUUUGUUUUUGGGAUUGUAACACGUGCUGACUUGCUUGAUUCUGUAUGAGUCUCCUGAUUGGGUCCAUGAUGGUGCAAUGGGGAAUAUCGGUGUUAACAUUCU
Molecule: messenger RNA, 1221 nt
Organism: Phragmites australis (common reed)
Lineage: Eukaryota; Viridiplantae; Streptophyta; Magnoliopsida; Poales; Poaceae
Product: LIM domain-containing protein PLIM2b-like
Exons: 5
Coding region: 366-977 (203 amino acids)
Biological process (GO): actin filament bundle assembly
Cellular component (GO): plasma membrane; actin cytoskeleton
Molecular function (GO): actin filament binding
Source: RefSeq, a predicted model, not a curated record